Molecule: messenger RNA, 5833 nt
Organism: Chionomys nivalis (European snow vole)
Lineage: Eukaryota; Metazoa; Chordata; Mammalia; Rodentia; Cricetidae
Gene: Tshr
Product: thyroid stimulating hormone receptor
Exons: 10
Coding region: 47-2341 (764 amino acids)
Biological process (GO): G protein-coupled receptor signaling pathway
Cellular component (GO): membrane
Molecular function (GO): thyroid-stimulating hormone receptor activity
Source: RefSeq, a predicted model, not a curated record
GGCGACAGUGCGCAAAGAUGAAGUAGCGCAAGGGGUCCCUUGGAAAAUGAGGCCAGGGUACCUGCUGCAGCUCGUGUUGCUGCUCGCCCUGCCUAGGAGCCAGUGGGGCAGAGGGUGUGUGUCUCCACCCUGUGAGUGCCACCAGGAGGACGACUUCAGAGUCACCUGCAAGGAACUCCACCGCAUCCCCAGCCUACCACCCAGCACCCAGACUCUGAAGCUCAUCGAGACUCACCUGAAGACCAUCCCCAGUCUCGCGUUUUCAAAUCUGCCCAAUAUUUCCAGGAUCUAUUUAUCUAUAGAUGCAACUCUGCAGCGGCUGGAGCCACACUCUUUCUACAACCUGAGCAAAAUGACUCACAUAGAAAUCCGCAACACCAGAAGCUUAACUUACAUAGACCCUGAUGCACUAACAGAGCUGCCCUUACUCAAAUUCCUUGGCAUUUUCAACACUGGACUCAGAAUAUUCCCUGACCUGACCAAAAUUUAUUCCACGGAUGUAUUCUUUAUACUGGAAAUCACAGACAACCCUUACAUGACUUCAGUCCCCGAAAAUGCAUUUCAGGGACUGUGCAACGAAACCUUGACCCUGAAACUAUACAACAAUGGAUUUACUUCAGUUCAAGGACAUGCUUUCAAUGGGACAAAGCUGGAUGCUGUUUAUCUAAACAAGAAUAAGUUCCUGACAGCUAUUGACAAAGAUGCCUUUGGAGGAGUAUACAGUGGACCAACCUUGCUAGAUGUGUCUUCCACCAGUGUCACCGCCCUUCCCUCCAAAGGCCUGGAGCACCUGAAGGAACUGAUCGCCAAAGACACUUGGACUCUCAAGAAGCUCCCUCUGUCCUUGAGUCUCCUCCACCUCACGCGGGCUGACCUCUCUUACCCAAGCCACUGCUGUGCUUUUAAAAACCAGAAGAAAAUCAGGGGAAUCCUGGAGUCCUUGAUGUGUAACGAGAGUAGCAUCCGGAAUCUGCGCCAGAGAAAAUCAGUGAAUGUGCUGAGAGGUCCCCUCUACCAGGAGUACGAGGAAGAUCUGAGUGACAACGGUGUUGGGUACAAACAAAACCCCAAGAUCCAGGAGAGCUCGGGCAACUCUCAUUAUUACGUUUUCUUUGAAGAACAAGAGGAUGAGAUCCUUGGUUUCGGCCAAGAGCUCAAAAAUCCUCAGGAAGAGACUCUGCUAGCCUUCGACAGCCACUAUGACUAUACUGUGUGUGGGGACAAUGAAGACAUGGUGUGCACCCCCAAGUCGGAUGAGUUUAACCCCUGUGAAGACAUCAUGGGUUACAAGUUCCUGAGAAUCGUGGUGUGGUUUGUCAGUCUGCUGGCUCUCCUGGGCAAUAUCUUUGUCCUGUUUAUUCUCCUUACCAGCCACUACAAACUGACCGUGCCUCGCUUUCUUAUGUGUAACUUGGCCUUUGCGGACUUCUGCAUGGGGGUAUACCUGCUUCUCAUUGCCUCUGUGGACCUGUACACACAGUCGGAGUACUACAACCACGCCAUCGACUGGCAGACUGGCCCUGGGUGCAACACGGCUGGCUUCUUCACCGUUUUUGCCAGCGAACUAUCCGUGUACACACUAACAGUCAUCACCCUGGAGCGAUGGUAUGCCAUCACCUUUGCCAUGCGCCUGGACAGGAAGAUCCGCCUCCGGCACGCAUACACCAUCAUGGCGGGGGGCUGGGUUUCCUGCUUCCUCCUGGCCCUGCUCCCCUUGGUGGGAAUAAGCAGCUACGCCAAGGUCAGCAUCUGCCUGCCGAUGGACACUGACACGCCGCUUGCUCUAGCCUACAUUGCCCUGGUUCUGCUGCUCAAUAUUGUCGCCUUUGUCAUCGUCUGUUCCUGCUACGUGAAGAUCUACAUCACGGUCCGGAAUCCCCAGUACAACCCUCGCGAUAAAGACACCAAGAUUGCCAAGAGGAUGGCCGUGUUGAUCUUCACCGACUUCAUGUGCAUGGCCCCAAUCUCCUUCUAUGCCCUGUCAGCACUGAUGAACAAGCCCCUUAUCACCGUCACUAACUCCAAAAUCUUGCUGGUUCUCUUCUAUCCCCUGAACUCCUGUGCCAACCCAUUCCUCUAUGCGAUUUUCACUAAGGCCUUCCAGAGGGAUGUGUUCAUCCUGCUCAGCAAGUUUGGCAUCUGCAGACGCCGGGCCCAGGCAUACCAGGGUCAGAGAGUGUGCCCAAACAACAGCACCGGAAUUCCAAUUCAGAAGGUUCCCCAGGACAUGAGACAGAGUCUCCCCAACAUGCAAGAUGCCUACGAACUCCUUGAAAACGCACACCUAACUCCAAAAAUACAGGGGCAAGUCGCAGAAGAGGACAGGCAAACGGCCUUGUAAAGUGGCACUGCCUAUUCACAGUAGGACUUUAAAAGGCUGGCUUCUUGAACGCACAUUCUAAUCUAGGGCACAUAUGGAUGCGUAGCUUCAGGCAGGUGAUGUUUCAUAGGGACACAGUUCAUCUCUAGAGAGUAUUGUCUCCAAGAACGAAGAGAAGCUAGCAGUAUAUCCAAGUCCCAGACAACAUGGAAACAGUCCAUGCUCCAGGGGACAUGUCCGUCAUGACACUGGGUGACAUGCUCCGCGGAUACCAACGGAACCCUUCCCCAUCUGCCUUCUCUGCUUGUGUAGUGUUGUUUAAUACUGAAGAUCGCUUCAUGCUGGCUCCCCUGAUAUAACCAAAGAAAGUUUUUUCCCUUAAAACUAAAAUGCCGCACUUGAGAGGUGGAGGCAGAGCGGAUCCAAAGUUCAUCCUUAGCUACAGAGUGAGUUCCCAGCCUGUCUAGCCUACAUGAUAUCCCAUCUCGAGACCCAAAGAACCCUGGAAAGCCAAACAUGACCAGAUGUUACAUAAUUGCUUCCACUAAACAUGAAAAGGGGGAAGUUUAGCUGUGAGAGUUUUUUUUUUUCCCUUAGACUAUGAAACAAGUGUCUCUUCACCAGCAUCUACCUGCUGUGACCCGGCUGUCCCGUGUUGGCUGGAGAACCUGCUGAGAUCCCAUCUUUUGUGGUUGAGCAAUCUAAGAAUUAGUUUCUUGUAGAAGAUGAGAGCUCUGGAAGACAUUUCUAAGCAACACGUGGGAAUGAGGUCAGAGCACACUUAGUCACCUGUUAACAAUGUGACUAUACACCAGUUAACUGCUGGGCUUCGAGCAAGUCCCUGGAACUCCAAACUGAAAUGGAGGCACUUGUUGCCCCUUCCAUUUUAAAAACUCUAGGUAUAUCUCAUCUUUAAAGAUACAUGGAAAUGUAUCUUUAAACCUGGUUUUUCUAUCUUGCGGAGCUGCUGUCUACUUCUUUUUCGAACCAUGCUAUGACCCAAGAAUAUUUUUCUUUAUUUUAUUUUAUUUUGAUCAUCAUGUCUGAACCAAAAAUUCUUCUGAGUGACUAUAUGGAGAAUGAUCCUAAUUACUCAUCUAAUUAUUAUAUCUAUACUGCUGUUAAGUCCAAAACAAACUGACAUUUAUGCACUAGACGAAUAAUACAGCCUGGCAUGGUGGCACGCGCCUUUAAUCCCAGCACUUGGGAGGCAGAGGCAGGUAGAUCUCUGAGUUCAAGGCUACCCUGGUCUACAAAGCAGAUUCCAAGACAGCCAGAGCUACACAGAGAAACUCUGUCGCAAACAAGCAAAACAACAAAAUAUAGACUAAUAAUAGAGUUAUUAUGUGACUGUGUAGACUCACUUCCAAGCAUUUACCUCAUCCUCACAGAUCAGCUUCUUAGCACUCAGCAUCUCAUACCAUACUGUUGCGAUACGAGUGGCGGGGCUGCGUCCCUUGCACCCGGCCGCCCGCAUGGCUAGCUUAUGCUCCGAAAUAAUUACACGGAAACUGGAUUCUUUUAAACACUGCCUGGCCCAUUAGUUCCAGCUUCUUAUUGGCUAGCUCUUACAUAUUGAUCUAACCCAUUUCUAAUAAUCUGUGUAACACCACAAGGUGGCAUACCAGGAAAGAUCUUAACCUGCGUCUGUCUGGAGUGGGAGAAUCAUGGUGACUGCCUCAGAGAGCAGCGGCAUGGCGUCUUUCUGAGGUGUCUUACCUCACUUCCUCUUCCUCUCAGCAUUCUCUUCUGUUUACUCCACCUACCUAUGUUCUAACCUAUCAGGGCCAAGCAGUUUAUUAAUUAACCAAUGACCUUCCUCCAUCACCAUACUAGCAUUGUCAAGAGAGAAACCUUUUCAUCUGACGCUGCCAGAUUCCUUCUAAGCCUGCCAGUCACUGACAUAAAACAUUUAUGGCCAAUAGUGAGCUUGCUUCAAACGGCCAGGAGUUUGUGUCUACAGGAGUACCUUCCAGGUCUCCUGACUGGAGAGCUCCUUACUACACUGUUCUAGUGCCUCACCUCACCCGCCAAGCAGAUCUGGCAUUUGCUUCUCAGUGCUUAUGACCCAAAGCAUACAAUAUAAAAGUUUUGUCACUUUAAGUCUGUGAAGUAGGGUUUUGUGGGUCAUCUCACUCGGUCCUUCCAUGAUGGCCCUGGUGCUUUGUCCAUUAGCAUUGGCUUUCCCGAUAGUUAACUCAUAACCACUGAAGUUAAGCAAAUGUGUUACCCACGGCAUGUGUUUCUCUCUUGUGAUGUCUUGGCACCACAUCUGGGCAGAUGAUUGUGUUUCAUCUCGAGUAGCUGAUCUAGCGCUUUGAAAACAAAGUCCUAGAGGAGUGACUCGAACAAGAUUGUUACCAAAAUUCACAUGGGCAAAAGGCAAUACAUUUUCUUCCUGUACUAAGGUAUAUGAUAUUUUUUUUAAUUUGUUGAUUUCUUUUGAGAUUAACAUUGUACGUGUAUGUUAAAAUCAAAGAGGAGAAAACACUGUGCACAGCUACUGAGAAAUCCACAUUGAUUGAUUAGCAACUCCAAGAAUGUUAAUUAGGUUUCAUUAGUAGGCAUCUAUGGAUAAGAAUAGAAAGAUAGUAAAACAAAUACAGAUUGGAAUUUCAGCACGGUGGAGAGGUGGGAAUUUUGUAAGUUCAGAGACUAAUUGCUUAUCUUGGGCUUAGUUUUAGCCCCUCUGGAACAGCCAUUCUUUGUCCCACUCUGAUUCUGGACUAACACCUUGUGGUAAUAAAUAAAAACCUCUUAGAAGCUGUUAACUUAGCAGAACACUAACUUUCACCAAUCCAAGCGCUAAGAAUACAUCAGAUGGCCUCUGUGGUCUAUAGAAUAGCUCCCCCAUCCCAUUGCACCUCCCUCUCUGGUGGACCCCACCAACGGAUUUUUAGUUUACCUUGACUUAUGGGUUUUUGUUGUUGUUGUUGUUGUUGUUGUUCUGUAAAACUAUAAAAAAGACUUUGUAAAACUGUUUUCAUGUUGCAACAUAGAAUUUGCUGUAAUCUAAAUCUGUAUUCCCAAGUCAUGGUCACUCAUAAUGUCUCCAGAAUAAACUAUCUCCUAAUCCCUAUAAGACGAGAGCUAAGGUUCUUACAUAGACAGGGGCUUGCUUACAGUUUCAGUGGGUUGGUCCGGUAUCAUCAUGGCAGGGAGCAUGGCAGCAGAAAGGCAAGCAUGAUGCUGGAGAAGUAGCUAAGAGCUAUAUCCUGAUCUGCAGGCAGAGAAAGAGACUGGGCUUGGCAUGGGUUUUUCAAACCUAAAAGAUGGCCCCCAGUGACACAUUUCCUCCAACAAGCCCACACCUCCUAAGCCUUCUAAUCCUUUCAAGCAGUUCCACUUCCUUCUGAGCAGACGUUCAAAUGUAUGAGUGUAUGGGCUUAUUCAAACCACCACAACUACCACGUGAUCCAGAAACCUGUCUGUGGGUAAGAAACCCAGAAUCCUUAUGUGAGUAGAACUAAGGGGCUGAAGGGAUGGCUCAGUGGUUAAGAGUACAUGCUGUUC